AUGCUUGCUCGUCGCAUAGAGAUGGAAUCUGAGGUAUCGAGAUGCGCCGUGCUUUCAGGCGGAUCUUCACCCUUCCAGUUACUCAUAAUGCCUAUAUUUGGAUCACAACGGGUCUUCGAGAUGCCUAGCUCGGCAUUCAACAACGGAAAAGGCUCGUUCAAGACACAACUCGCCUUACCCAAGGGCCAGCAAUUCCUGAUAACGAUGUUCAGCAAUUCCGUCGUCGGCGACAUAUCCCAGCUUCUUACUGUUGGAGCGCCCACUGGCGCGAGUUGCAACACCACUGAUCCAGGCGUCGAAUUCAACUAUCAAUUGGAUAGCGCGUUGCAACAAUGCCGUACUUUCUUGUUUGACGGCUAUUCGAGUGCCGUACAGCCUGUGAAGAUUAUAGCGAUGAUCCCAGGGGGCAAUGCAACGACUCUUUCUCCACAGAAAGGCCUCGCACAGUUCGAGUGGACUGCCAAUGUGAAGUCGGGCACGUCUAUGGUUUUCGUUAUGUCUGAUGCCAAUGGCAGACUUGGUGGGGUAUCAGACGUCAGAGUUGUUGGAGCUACCAACGACGCUACUUGCCUCAAUUCCGACUCCCCCUCCUCCACCGCACAACCGGUCCCUUCAGCGACAUCACCUGCAGAAGCAGCUAAUACUUCUCCGUCAACAACAACCUUCUCAGGAACAACGAUUGCCGCUGUAGUCGCAGGCGGAUUGGUUGGGACUAUUGCCAUCUGCUCCGUUGUCAUUUUCUUCGUGUUCCGCAGGCGCCGCCGUUUCAGGGAUGACAACAAGGGGCAGUUCAUGGAGUUCCAAGAACAUCAUGAUGGUUCGGCACCGAUGAAUGGAGGACGACUAGAACCUGACCCAUUCGUAGCUGCUCUUCCACGGCCAACAAGCACCAAUUACUCCCCCGGCGCACCGAGUUCUUCGACGAAUCUCAUUUCGCCUCUUCCAUCAUUAACCAUGGGCAGUCCAUAUAGUACGGUUCCACCAGUGCCCACUAGUAAAGCGGCGAUGAUAAGAGCGGCAAAUGAACGAAAUCGCCCCUCUCGGUACCUCAUACAUACGGAUGCUGCAGACGACAUCAUACCUGAUGAGAGCGAUAUAAUCGAACUCCCCCCACAAUAUAGCGAAAGCAGGCGACCAAUACUCGGCCUUACAAUACCAGACAUCCCAGGGUCAUCAUCAAACAUUCCUCAUCCUCAUCCGCCUCCACCAUGACGGAUGUCCUUCUAUUUUGUCAAUAUUUCUGGAAUGUACGAUCCUGUCCGACGGUAACUGAUACGGGUUAUAUUAAUGGAUUGUUUGGGAGGGCUUGUGCGUUAUCUCUUGAUUUUAUAUUCCACUUUCUUUUCUUUUUUCCGUUUAUCACGUCGAAGGCUGCUUGAAUCUCGGCGAACAAGCAUUCUGGUAGAAAGUACCUUCGCAGUACAUCCACAUCACUGUCUACCCCUGGGCUUACCCCUCCACUGUCGUUAUACAGCUUUUCAUGCAGUGCGUGAAGUAC
Heterobasidion irregulare TC 32-1 is the source of this 1498-nucleotide messenger RNA. RefSeq lists its product as uncharacterized. NCBI's taxonomy places the organism in Eukaryota, Fungi, Basidiomycota, Agaricomycetes, Russulales, Bondarzewiaceae. The record is from RefSeq and is a predicted model, not a curated record. The transcript has 5 exons. Bases 1 to 1212 code for a protein of 403 amino acids.